AUGCGUUCUUCUUCUCCCCGGCGCAGAGUCGCGGCCAGCAAUGCCGCUGCUGCUCUUCGCGCGGCUGACUCCAGCGAUGACGAAAUGACAAUCGACGAGCGCAAGGAAUGGAUGGGCAUCGCGGACCCUCUCCUUCGCCGCCGAAUACAGAACCGCGUCGCCCAACGCGCCAGACGGCGCAGAUUGGCGAAAAGCAAAGGUAGCAAAGAUCACAGCGAAAGCAAAUCCCGCCAACAGAGCUGGGACAGCGAAGCUUCUUCGACAGCGCCUUCCUCCACAUUCGAUGAGAAGGCCGCGGAAGAACCCACAGACGAGCCACUAGCUUGCGAAUCCGCGUCUGAUCCACCCUCAUCUGCUUCGAUAAUCGCAGAGAUCCUAGGUCUGGACAGCACGCCUCCCUCAGCUACCCUCUCAACUCCCUCCUCCUCCUCCAUCUCAGACACAGACUCAAUCUCCCCAAGCACUCCGCCCACUCUAUUUGCCACCCCGCAGGAUCUCCAGCGCGAGCAUUAUGAGCGCGAGCUUGAGCGAAUGACCUCGCUCGACUUUGAUUCCGCGCUCGACUGCAGUCUCUUUGACGAGCCCUCGACCGCGCCGCCAGAUCAGUUCCGGCAAUGUCUGGCGGGCUCGCUGGCGCCUACGACUACGACCUUGCAAGAGCUACUGAUGCCGCCGUCGCUGAUGAUGCCAUGCCAGCCUGUCGGGACGGCGAUGUGCCACAACAUCAAGAAACUGCCUCUUCCGCACGACUUGCCACAGUAUCAGGUCUUUUCCCCACCCGAAGACUCCAGCUCGAUCCCACGGUCUCUCUUUCCCACUCAGCUGCAGAGUGUAGUACCACACAUCCAAUAUGUUGAUGCUAUCCCGUUUUCGAGCUUGCGCGACGCGCUCCUGCAGCAGAUGCGCAUGGGAUCGCUGGACGAGAUUGCGUUCUGCCAGGACCUGCUCAACGACGGGUUUCGCGUCUGGGGAUCAGAUCCCGCGCAGCCGUUAGCGUGGGAGAUUUCCGAGGAGUUUGCAAAGAAAUGGGCAUGGCUGAUCGAUGACUCGAUCCUCGACAUCGCAAAGUUCUGGGCCGGCCAGCGCAAGCAGGGUCAUCUGGAUGGCGAAAUCCUCCCCUCGCUCUUGUGA
This is a messenger RNA of Myxozyma melibiosi, 1131 nucleotides long. RefSeq lists its product as uncharacterized. The coding region runs from base 1 to 1131 and encodes 376 amino acids. Lineage: Eukaryota; Fungi; Ascomycota; Lipomycetes; Lipomycetales; Lipomycetaceae. The record is from RefSeq and is a predicted model, not a curated record. The transcript has 2 exons.